Ichthyophthirius multifiliis is the source of this 1568-nucleotide messenger RNA. RefSeq names its product tRNA modification gtpase, putative. Gene Ontology annotation, biological process: tRNA methylation; tRNA wobble uridine modification. Gene Ontology annotation, cellular component: cytoplasm. NCBI's taxonomy places the organism in Eukaryota, Ciliophora, Oligohymenophorea, Hymenostomatida. The record is from RefSeq and is a predicted model, not a curated record. Gene Ontology annotation, molecular function: protein binding; GTP binding; GTPase activity. The transcript has 7 exons.
AAUAUAUAAAAAAAAUAUAUAUAUUUUUGGACUUUUAUUAAAAUAAAUAAAAUAAACUCUUAAUGUUCCAUAAAAUAAUAGUUUAAUAUUUUUCAAUUUCCAAAAAUCAACAAAAAUUUAAUGAUUCAAUUUUCGCUUUAGCUUCUGGAUAAACAAAAGCAGGAGUUUCUAUAAUAAGAAUAAGUGGGUUUAAUAGUUUAUAAGCUUAUUAAUUUAUAUAAAAAGAAAAUUUCGAAAAACUAUCAAACGAAUAAAUUUAAGAAAAAUACUAAAUUUAACCUAGAUAUGCUUAUUUUAAAAAUUUUUAUUCGAUUUUAGAUAAAAAUAAAUAAAUAGAUAAAGGUAUUUUCAUUUAUUUUUAAGGACCAAAAAGCUAUACGGGAGAAGAUGUUGUAGAAUUUCAUAUUCAUGGAAGUAGAGCAUUAUAAAGAAAAAUACUUUAUGAACUUUCGAAAAUAAAUUAAUUUAGAUUAGCUGAUUAAGGAGAAUUCACAAAAAGAGCAUUAAUUAAUAAUAAAUUAGAUUUAAUGGAAGUUGAAGGUCUAGCUGAUUUAUUAAAUUCUGAAACUGAAAUAUAAAGGUAAUAAUCAACCAAUUAGUUUUUAGGAAAAAGUAGUUAAAUAUUAGAAAAUUGGAGAUUCGAAUUAAUAAAAGCACUUUCAAAUGCAGAAGCUUUUAUUGAUUUUGAAUCUGAUUAAGAUGAUGUAGAAUUUAAUAUAUUAUCUUAAACAUAAGAAUAAACUUAAAAAAUAUUAAACGAAAUAAAGAAUUAAUUAAAUAAUAAAAAUAAAGGAGAAAUUAUAAGAGAUGGAAUCAAAAUAUCUAUAAUCGGAAAGCCAAACUCUGGAAAAAGUACCUUAUUGAAUUGUUUAGCUAAAAAAGAAAUUGCUAUAGUAAGUGAAAUACCAGGUACUACUAGAGAUAUAUUAUCUGUAGUUUUAAAUAUUUCUGGAUUUCCUGUUAUUUUAUAUGAUACUGCUGGAAUAAGAACAACUAUAGAUAAAAUAGAAGAAAAAGGUGUUAAUAGAGCAAUAUAAUAAGCUAAAGAAUCUGACAUAAUAAUUUUAAUUGUAGAUAUAGAAGAUAUAGAUGAUAAAUAUUAGAUAAAUAUAUAAUAAAAUGAGUAGCUUUUUUAAAUUAUAGAUAAUGAAAAAUAUACUGUUUUAACUUUUAUAAAUAAAAUAGAUUUAAAGGAAAAUAAAAUUAUUCAUUAUAUUAAAAUUUUCGAUAAAGAAAUUCCUGUUUAAGGGUACAUUUCCGCUCAAAAUAAUACUAAUAUUAAUAAUUUAAUUGAUAUUUUAUCAAAUACAAUAUAAAAAAAGAUAGAAUUUUAAAAUGAUUAUAUUAUAGAGGAAAAUUCUAUUAUUACAUAAAGUAGACAUAGAAUUGAGUUAGAAAAAUGUAUGAAACAUUUAGAAGUUUUUUGUUUUAAUCAAAAUAAUUUACAGGCUGAUUUGGUUUGCGAAGAGUUAAGAUAUGCAGUUAAUAGUAUAGGAAAAAUUACAGGGAGAGUUGAUGUUGAGGAAGUUUUAGAUGUUCUUUUUAAAGAAUUCUGUAUAGGAAAAUGA